AGUACUUCAGAAAAAUGUGACUUUCUCACAUGACAGAUACCGAUUGUUUCUUUGUUCUUGUUCUCUCAGGCCAAGCAGCUGCUUGGAGACGUCUGUGUCAUGAAAGAGGUGGUCCAGGGUGAGAGGUAAAGGCUGCUCCUCACUGGCUGCGUGGCCUUGGGCGAGUGAAUUUCCCUCUCCAAGCCUCAGUUUUUUCAUCUGUCAAAUGGGGCCAGGCCCGCUCGGUGGUUGCUGGAAUGGAGAGCUCCCUGGCCGAGCGUGCUAAGGGUGAGCACUUCCACGUGGUUACCCCUCUGCUGGAGAGCUGGGCGCUGUCCCAGGUGGCGGGCACAACUGUCUUCCUCAAGUGUGAGAAUGUGCAGCCAACGGGCUCCUUCAAGAUCCGGGGCAUCGGGCACUUCUGCCAGGAGGUGGUCAAGAAGGGCUGCAGACACCUGGUGUGCUCCUCAGGGGGCAACGCGGGCAUCUCGGCGGCCUACUGCGCCCGGAAGCUGGGCAUCCCUGCGACCAUUGUGCUCCCGGAGGGCGCCUCCCCGCAGGUGGUGAGGAGGUUGCAGGGGGAGGGGGCCGAGGUACAGCUGGCUGGAAAGGUCUGGGACGACGCCAACCUGCGGGCACAAGAGCUGGCCAAGAGGGACGGCUGGGUGAAUGUCCCGCCGUUUGACCACCCCCUGGUAUGGGAAGGCCACAUCAGCCUGGUGAAGGAGCUGAAGGAAGCCCUUGGGACGCCCCCGGGGGCCCUGGUGCUGGCGGUGGGGGGCGGGGGGCUCCUGGUCGGGGUGUCGGCAGGCCUGGUGGAGGUAGGCUGGCAGCACGUGCCCAUUGUCGCUGUGGAGACCCGAGGUGCACACUGUUUCAACGCAGCCAUCAAGGCUGGCAGGCUCGUCACGCUGCCGAACAUCACCAGUGUGGCCAAGUGCCUGGGUGCCAAGACAGUGGCCGCACGGGCCCUGGCGUGCACGCAGGAGGUGGAGAUCUUCUCGGAGUUGGUGGAGGACCGUGAGGCUGUGGAUGCUGUGCAGCGGUUCCUGGAUGACGAGCGCAUGCUGGUGGAGCCUGCCUGCGGGGCAGCCUUAGCUGCCAUCUACUCAGGCCUCCUGGGGAGGCUGCAGGCGGAGGGCCGCCUGAGCCCCUCCCUGGACUCCGUCGUGGUCAUCGUGUGUGGAGGCAACAACAUCGACAGCCGAGAGCUGCAGGCCCUGAAAGCCCAGGUGGGCCAGAGCUGAGGCCCCCGGCCUGGGAGGGCCGGCCGUGUCCCACCGAUCCCCCGGGGGCUCAUGGAUGGCCGAGGGAGCUGCCCUGUGCUUCUGUGCUGGCCGCCUCCUGCAGGAAGCCCUCCUGAACUGCUCCCUGACGCUCCUCUGCAACCCUGGCCAA
This is a messenger RNA of Pteronotus mesoamericanus, 1377 nucleotides long. It is a transcript of the gene SDSL, whose product is annotated as serine dehydratase like. NCBI's taxonomy places the organism in Eukaryota, Metazoa, Chordata, Mammalia, Chiroptera, Mormoopidae. Bases 237 to 1226 code for a protein of 329 amino acids. The transcript is spliced from 8 exons. Gene Ontology annotation, biological process: L-threonine catabolic process; L-serine catabolic process. The record is from RefSeq and is a predicted model, not a curated record. Gene Ontology annotation, molecular function: threonine deaminase activity; pyridoxal phosphate binding; L-serine ammonia-lyase activity.